Messenger RNA from Adelges cooleyi (spruce gall adelgid), 2972 nucleotides. It is a transcript of the gene Rpn1, whose product is annotated as 26S proteasome non-ATPase regulatory subunit 2. Gene Ontology annotation, biological process: proteasome-mediated ubiquitin-dependent protein catabolic process; regulation of protein catabolic process. The coding region runs from base 157 to 2832 and encodes 891 amino acids. NCBI's taxonomy places the organism in Eukaryota, Metazoa, Arthropoda, Insecta, Hemiptera, Adelgidae. Gene Ontology annotation, cellular component: proteasome complex; proteasome storage granule; proteasome regulatory particle, base subcomplex. The transcript has 16 exons. Gene Ontology annotation, molecular function: enzyme regulator activity. The record is from RefSeq and is a predicted model, not a curated record.
AAACUUGUAAUGUUAUUUUGCUUGUCAUUCUAAUGAACGAAUACGGUUUUUAAGAAACAAUCGACUGUCAACAAAUAUAGUGCUCGUCAUUUUUGCAGAAGCUCGCGAUUUAAUUAAAACUAUAAAGACUACUUUGGGAAUACUUUGUUCAUAAUUAUGAAGAAGGCAGAGAAGAAAACCGAAGAAAUGUCCGAGGAGGACAAAAGAUUGGAAGAAGAAUUGCAUAUGCUAGUUGAAAGGCUUUUAGAGAAAGAUGCUACACUAUAUAAAUUAGCACUAGAAACAUUGCGUAAAUUAAUUCGUACAUCUACUACCUCUAUGACAAGUGUACCGUUACCUUUGAAAUUCUUGCGUGGUUACUAUUCACGUCUGAAGGAACGAUGUGAUACGAUUGAAACUGAUGAAAAAACAAAAGCUUUAUUAUGUUCAGUGGUAUCCAUAUUGGCAAUGGGUCAAGAUAAAAGCUUAAAAGAUACAUUACGUUACUGCUUAAGAGCAGGAGAAGUUGAUGUUGGAGAUUGGGGUCAUGAAUAUGUGAGACAACUAGAAACUGAAAUAGCUGAGGAAUGGAGUAACGAUCAAGUAAACAAAACUCAGUUACUUUCACUUAUUAAAAGUAUUGUAGCAUUUGAUAUGAAACAUAAUGCUGAAAUUCAAGCUUGUGAUUUGUUAAUGGAAAUUGAUCGGUUAGAUUUAUUGCAAGUCGACAAAUCAAACUAUCUAAAAGUUUGUCUUUAUUUAAUUAAUUGUUCUAUUUAUGUCGUUGAGCCGGAAAGAACCAACAUUUAUAAUGAAGUAAUGAAACACUAUUUGAAGUUUGAAGAAUACCCAAGAGCUUUAUGUUUGGCUAUGUCUGUUAAUGACACAGAUACAAUGUCAAAAAUUUUUGUUGCUUGCCAAGAUCCAGUUGUGAGGAAGCAGUUAGCCUAUAUGUUAGGUCGACAGUAUGUAGGUUUGGAGUUGAAUGACGAACCUAGAGAUAAAGCAGAUCUCACCAAUAUUAUGUCAAACUCGCACAUUAAUGAACACUUCAAUAGCUUAGCAAGAGAAUUGGAUAUUUUAGAACCAAAGACUCCAGACGAUGUGUACAAAACGUGGUUAGAAGGAUUAGUUUUACGUCCAUCAUACAAUUUAGAUGUUCCGGUUGAUUCUGCUCGUCAUAAUCUUGCAUCUACUUUUGUUAACGCUUUUGUAAAUGCUGGUUUUUCACGUGAUAAAUUAGUGUCUGUCGAAGAUGGCAACAAAUGGAUGUACAAAAAUAAGCAACAUGGUAUGUUAAGUGCUGCAGCAUCUCUUGGUCUUAUUCAUUUGUGGGAUGUUCAUGGAGGAUUAACCCCCAUAGACAAAUAUUUGUAUACAUCUGAAGAAUAUAUAAAGGCUGGUGCAUUACUUGCUUUAGGAAUUGUAAACGUAGGAGUUCGUAAUGAAUGUGAUCCCGCUUAUUCGCUUUUGUCAGACUAUGUAUUGCACGAAAGCGUAUUACUUCGAAUUGGAGCUGUUUUAGGAUUAGGACUGGCGUACGCCGGUACAAGACGCCAAGAUGUCAUAACAUUGUUAUUACCUGUUAUGUCCAAUAGUAAAUCUACUCCAGAAGUUGUCGCUUUAGCUGCGCUUUCUUGUGGAAUGAUCAGCGUUGGUGCGGCUAACCAAGAAGUAAUUUCUGGUAUUCUGCAGACAUUAGCUGAUCUACCUUCCACUGAACUUCAAGAUGGUCACUAUUCUCGAUUUUUGCCUCUUGCCCUUGGACUGUGUUAUUUAGGUUUGAAAGACAAAGCUGAUGCUCUCGAUGGAGAUUUAAAUGUGUUAGCAGAUCCAUUUAAGUCUAUGGCAAAAAUGACUGUAAAAAUGUGUGCUUGUGCUGGAUCUGGCGAUGUGCUUAAAAUUCAAGAGUUAUUACACAUAUGUAGUGAGCAUUAUACUCCGGCUCCUAAAGAAGAAAACUCAAAGAAGCAAAGUGACAAAAAGGAAAAAGACAGUGAUAAAAAAGAUACAGCGGAAAAAGAAAAAGAGAAGGAAAAAAAUAAAGAAACCGCCAGUAAAGAUCUUUCAUCGAUGCAGGCAGUCGCAGCCUUAGCUGUGGCCGUAGUAGCAAUGGGAGAAGACACUGGAGCAGAAAUGUGUACUAGAAUAUUUGGACAAUUGGGAAGGUAUGGCGAACCACCUGUAAGGCGAGCUGUUCCAUUGGCCAUUGCCUUGCUUUCAAUAUCUAAUCCUCAAAUGAAUAUCAUUGAUGUUCUCAAUAAAUACUCUCAUGAUUUAGAUGAAGAAGUUGCUCAUAAUGCAAUAUUCUCCAUGGGUCUAGUUGGAGCUGGUACUAACAAUGCUAGAUUAGCUACUAUGUUACGACAGUUGGCUCAAUAUCACGCAAAGAACACUGGGCACUUAUUUAUGGUGCGCAUUGCUCAGGGUUUGACGCAUAUGGGCAAAGGUACUUUGUCUUUGUCACCAUUCCACACUGAUAGACAAGUGAUGAAUCCCGUGGCUGUUUCCGGACUUCUUAUUACACUGUUUAGCUUUUUAGAUACUCGUAAUAUAAUUUUGGGCAAAUCACAUUAUUUACUUUACACAUUGGUCGUCGCUAUGUACCCAAGAUGGUUAGUCACUUUAGAUGAAGAUCUUGAACCUCUACCUGUAUCAGUUAGGGUUGGUCAAGCGGUUGAUGUAAUCGGCAAAGCAGGUACCCCGAAAACAAUAGCCGGAGUGCACACCCAUACAACACCUGUGUUGUUGGCUGUAGGAGAACGUGCUGAGCUCGCCACUGACGAUUAUAAACCUCUCACCCCUGUCAUGGAAGGUUUUGUUAUAUUGCGUAAGAAAACGGCAGACGAGUAAAUUUUUUUUCAACCAUCAUUAUUUAUAUAUAUAUUUUUUACAAUAUUAGAUAUGUGUGUCAACAGAGUUAAUAUUAUUUUGUAAAUAAUAAAAAUUAAUAUUAAUUAUAGAUUAUAUAUAAUUGAAUUUUUUUAAUAGUA